Messenger RNA from Hippocampus zosterae (dwarf seahorse), 2511 nucleotides. It is a transcript of the gene btbd8, whose product is annotated as BTB domain containing 8. The record is from RefSeq and is a predicted model, not a curated record. NCBI's taxonomy places the organism in Eukaryota, Metazoa, Chordata, Actinopteri, Syngnathiformes, Syngnathidae.
AACGGCACCGCCGGAGCCGCGGGAGUCGGGCGGGAUGUUGGCGGUCCGGCGCGCCCCCGUGUGGCGAAGGAGACUGAGAAGAAGGUCAAUCCUGGGACCAGACCGAAGACCUCCCCUCCUAGCUGCACGGCAAGAGCUCCCAGAGGCUCUGCGCAACGAGCCGCCUCAUCCACGUCGGGUGGCGUCUCGCCAGAAAACGGCGGCGGCGGCGGGGGCGGGGGCCCUAGAAACGGCACUGCCUCCAUUCCAGGAGCCAAACCCAAACAGCAGGCCAAGCCGCUGUACAAACCGCCACUCGCCAAAACGGACUCGGCAAGUCCCGUCAGCAGAUCCAGGGUCAAAGAAGGCGUCAAAGUCAAGCCUGUAGCAAAAACGGACACCAAAGGCAAAGGAAUCCAAGACAACCACGUCGCCAAGCACGGAGCGUUUGGGAAAAAGCAGACUUUGCCCAGGAAGGAUUCCGACGGCUCGAGAGCCUCCGCACCGACCAAACCAAACGGGGAAACCGCCGAAAAGGUCCUAACCGGAAACUGCACCAAGUCCUUUUCGAAAUCAACCAAAGUAUCUACUCCACCACCGAAGCUACCCUUAAGCAAGUCGGCACAAAAGCUUAAAAGUACCACCGAAACUGAGAGAGCACCGCCAAAAUGCGGAGCGUCCAUUCGAAGUACUAAAGGCCUGGAGGCUAAGGAGAACGGUAAAAGUUUAGACUGUAAAACCGAAGGGGAACAGAGUGGAAGCGCCGGACUUGCUGGCUCUGAGGAGCUAGCGGCGCCGCAGCCAAGCCAGGACCAAGAUUCCCUCAGCCUCCAUCUGGACUCAACUUGUACUUCCGGAGUCCAGAAGACUGAGAAACAGGCGACAAAUGGAGCAGAAGAGCCUAGCGUAGCGCCGCAAGCGGUCAGAUCCAUCGCGUCGGUGAAAAAGACUGAAAACCUCACGGGUGUUCGGUCUCCGAGUACCCCCGGAGACACUCCGUGCAGCGUGGGAAGCACCGGCACUCCCUUGGAGGACUCCUGGAGCGGCAUCCACGCGCAGAUCAGCCCCGCGUCCGAGACGGGCAGCACGCACUCCACCUCCUCGGAUGACAUCAAGCCCUGCUCGGAGGACUAUGACGCGGGCGGCUCGCAAGACGACGACUGCUUCAACGAACGAGGGGUGUCCAAGUGCGGCACCAUGCGCUGCCAUGACUUCCUGGGGCGCAGCAGCAGCGACACGAGCACACCCGAGGAAAUCAAGAUGUACGAGGCCGGCGCCGGGUUGAGGGUGGAGGUCCGGCUGCGCGGCCGUGAGGUGGAGACCACCAGCGAGGAAGAAGGCGCGAGGCCGCGUCCCCGGUCGCUGUUGCAAAAGCAACGCUUAGUGUCCGCCGAGACGACAUCCAGCGUCCCGGAGCACCAGACGUCCGAGGAGGAGGAGGAGGAAGAGGAGGAGACGGAGGAGGAGAGGUCCGAAGUGGAGGUGGUCCCCAGUCAGGGUCCGACAGAACCCUCGCCGCCAUUUCAAGGCAUCGUCAACCUGGCCUUCGACGAUGGCGCCGCGGACCAGGACCACGAGCAACCCGACUUUCAGUCGACUUCCAAUUUCCGCCGAUCCGUUUUGCUCUCCGUGGAUGAGUGUGAGGAGUUGGGCUCGGAGGAAUGCGGCGCCCAGACCCCUCAAGACCCCGACGACGCCGCCACCCCGUGUGACGUUUUCGAAUCGGACUCGGUCACUCCGCAAUCCCACUGCGGCCCUUCCCGCUCACCCAACCCCUGCCAACAUUCGGGAACGGCGCGCCAGGAGCAAGGUGAGGACCCCCAAGAAAGGCCUCCAGAAUCCCCAACGGAAAGUCAGCAAAGCCGAGGGACCGGCCCGCUUCCGCCGAGCGUCGACGACACCGGGAACCCCCCGCCCCAGGAGCGGCCGUGUCACCUGGACCUGCGGCAACCUUACGCCAACGGAACCAAGAAGGCCGACUUGCACCUAGACUUAAAUGAGCCACGCGUGACGGGGGACACGCCCACACGUACUGCACAGUCUCCAGCAGGCGACAUUGCUUGUGACAGAUUGGAUCUAGGCGGCGGCAAACGCGAGCGGACGCCGUCCAACAAAGCCCUCUCCCCCAUUUACGAGACGGACACGGGCGACACUUUUGCGCGCCGCUCGGACAAGGACAGAUCCAGACAAGGAAACACUGAGGACAAAGGCAGCGAGUUUGCCGAGCGGGACUGGAGCCUGCUCAGGCAGCUCCUCUCGGACCAGGAGUCCAAUCUGGGAGUGAUCAACCCGGUGCCCGAAGAACUGAACCUGGCACAGUACCUGAUCAAGCAGACGCUGUCCUUGUCACGGGACUGUCUGGAUGCCAGGGCCUUCCUGUCCCCGGAAAGGGAGACCUUCAAGCGCUGGGCGGAACUCAUCUCGCCCAUGGAGGACUCGUCCACCAGCAUCACGGUGACCAGCUUCUCCCCGGAAGACGCCGCCUCGCCACAAGGGGAGUGGACCAUCGUGGAACUGGAAACACACCACUGA